Ilex paraguariensis (yerba mate) is the source of this 1714-nucleotide messenger RNA. The record is from the annotation of a GenBank genome assembly. NCBI's taxonomy places the organism in Eukaryota, Viridiplantae, Streptophyta, Magnoliopsida, Aquifoliales, Aquifoliaceae.
UUCCACAGAAUCCACACCACCUCUGUUCUAAAACUCUUUCCGAGUUCGAUUUCUUGCGAUCAUACUUCAACUCUCUGUACUUCUCUCUCUCCCUCUCCCUCUCCCUCUCUUCAUCCUCACAAUCAUCAUUUGUUCGGCGAUCAGACUCUAUCAAACCUCUCUACAGCUGCUUUUUCUGGAUAUAUUUUCAGUUCUCUCUCAUAAAAUGUCGGCGAUACCUUCAUCCACCGGAGUCUCUGCUUCAUCAUCUUCUACUACAUCAAAAAACGACGUCGAAUCUCUUCGGCGAGAGCGAAUUCUCAAGAGUAAGCUCUACUUCGAUGUGCCUCACUCCAAGGUUCCUCUAAUUUACUCGCCUUCGUAUGAUAUCGCGUUUCUUGGCUUUGAGAAACUGCACCCAUUUGAUUCUUCUAAAUGGGGUCGUAUCUGCCGGUUCCUCGUCGCGGAUGGUGUUCUGGACAAAAAACAUAUAGUUGAACCUCUAGAAGCUACAAAGGAUGAUCUCCUAGUGGUGCAUCCAGAGUCAUACUUGAAUAGUCUAAAGAGCAGUUUAAAUGUCUCCAUUAUAAUUGAGGUUCCUCCUGUUGCACUAUUGCCCAAUUGUCUUGUGCAGCAAAAAGUUCUUUCCCCAUUCCGAAUGCAGGUGGGAGGAACCAUUUUAGCAUCAAAGCUUGCAAAAGAGCGAGGUUGGGCUAUCAAUGUUGGUGGCGGAUUUCAUCAUUGUUCAGCAGGAAAUGGAGGUGGAUUUUGUGCUUAUGCAGACAUAUCACUUUGUAUUCAUUUUGCAUUUGUCCGAUUAAAUAUUUCAAGGGUGAUGAUAAUUGAUCUUGAUGCACAUCAGGGAAAUGGACAUGAAAAUGAUUUUUCUGAUGACCGAAGAGUCUACAUUCUGGAUAUGUACAAUCCUGGCAUUUAUCCCUUUGAUUAUGAGGCGAGGAGAUACAUUGACCAGAAGGUUGAAGUAACGAGUGGAACUGCAACAAAUGAAUACUUAACAAAACUAGAUCAAGCACUUGAGGUUGCUGGACGUAUGUUCAAUCCUGAGUUGGUGGUUUACAAUGCUGGAACAGAUAUUUUAGAUGGAGAUCCACUGGGAAGGUUAAAGGUAAGUCCUGAAGGUAUAAUCAGUAGAGAUGAGAAGGUUUUCCGGUUUGCUCGUGACAAGAACAUACCUCUCGUCAUGCUUACAUCAGGUGGAUACAUGAAAUCCAGUGCCAGAGUGAUAGCAGAUUCCAUUAUAAACCUCUCGGGAAAAUCUUUGGUAGAUCUGGGAAGUCCAUCAGAGAAUAUUUAAGUAAGCAAUCAAGGUCUCUUUAGACUGCUCUUGAGGAGAACUUGAAUGAAGAGAUGGUUAAGAGAUGGGUGUCCCUUUUCUCUCUUGAUGUAUUGAUAUUUGACUCUGCGGUGGUCAUGCAAGUAGUCUGUCUGCUCACGAGGUAAGGUUUCAUAUGUCUAAUUGUUUCCAAACCUUACCAUUUGAGAGUACAGUAUCUGUAUGUAAAGGUUUGUAACUACUUGUACACAACAAACCCUGAACUGGAGGGAUGUGUAUACCAUGUGUAUACACAACUUCUCACUCACAGUUAAGUAUAUUCCUUCGCCCCAUCAUGGUCACGAAUAUGGGUCAGUUUCUCUGCCCUAUGUGUAGCAAUUAGAGGUGGCAAAUGGGCGAGUUGGGUUGUUCAAUAUGGGUUGUGUGCAAAAUAAAUUUAAG